CUUGCCGCCAUAUAUCCGCCGUAGCGCCGUACUUUGCGCCGGACAGGUUUUAGCUGGAGGGUUGGUUUCAGUGACCUUUUCUACUGGUCACAUACGUGGAUGACGUAAGCAGUCAGUUCUUCAAGUUGCCUUGUGAGGGAGGGUGCUUGCGUGUCGGUGGACGCGCGUCCAGCCUUUAUAAGCUCUGACAUCGACCACUACCACCACGAUCACCACCAAACCCACAAUGUCAUCCCAUAAGCAAGAAACCCAACUUCUCGGCCUCGGAACGCCCUGCUCAUACCCUCACUGCUCUCUCAUCGACUUCCUUCCAUUCAAAUGUCCGCACUGUCCAGGCACUCCUGCCUUCUGCUCGGAGCAUUUCCAUCCACACUGUACUACCGCACACGCACACCUAGACCGUGUAGCACCAAACUGCCCUCUGUGUAGCGUUCCCGUCGCGAUUCCGCCUGGCGAGGACCCGAAUGUGCGCAUGGAGAGGCACAUCAGUCAUUUCUGUGAGGUGAUGAAUGAUGGUGGUAAACAGCAGGGAAAGGGUGGGAGUAAGAUAUGCGCUAGGGGAAAGUGCGGUAAGGUACUAUUUGCACCCAUCGGGUGUGAUAAAUGCCACAAGGAGUUCUGCCCUCAACACCGUUUUCCAAAAGAUCAUAGCUGUUCGUCGCUCCCUUCACAACGGCCGAACACCAGUUCCACUUCAAAGCCAUAUAUCAGACCGAACCCUGUGUCAGCCACCCCCAGCUCAUCCUCAACCAAAUCUGCCCCUACGGUCAUGUCCAGGCCCGCUCCUUCAUCUAAACCGACAUCAGCACCAUCCAUUCCCAAGCUUUCCCUCCCAGUCUCUGUCCCAAACGCAUUCUCUAAGACUGAUAGACGCGCAAAGGAGGAGCGCGCUAGCAGGCUCAAGGCCAUGACAGAGCGCGCCAAUAGAGGUCUUCUCACAGAAGAAGAGAAGCUCAUCCUUGCGCAAGAAGAGGCAGCACGCGCGCAGCAAGUCAGAAAGGGAGACAAAGAGUGUCGUGUCAUGUAGCUUUCCCCCCUGAACUUGACUUUCGACGCCAAGAAUUUCACAUAGUACCCAUAUACUCCACCGUAUUUAGAUUACCCCCACAUUUGUAUUUCCUCGAACCCCUGUUGGAUUUUGAUGACAUUAGGCUCAAAAUUUGUGGCAAAGUCUGUUGCUUAUUGCAAUGUUAUGACGGUUGCAGGAUUGUGCUGAACAGUGUGUUGAGUCUCAAUUCACUAGAUACGACCUUGAGGUACUUAGAUGAAACGGUG
This is a messenger RNA of Suillus bovinus, 1275 nucleotides long. RefSeq lists its product as uncharacterized. Gene Ontology annotation, molecular function: zinc ion binding. Gene Ontology annotation, cellular component: cytoplasm. The transcript is spliced from 4 exons. The coding region runs from base 227 to 1027 and encodes 266 amino acids. NCBI's taxonomy places the organism in Eukaryota, Fungi, Basidiomycota, Agaricomycetes, Boletales, Suillaceae. The record is from RefSeq and is a predicted model, not a curated record.